AUGUCUACAGCCUCGAAGAUUACCCUCCUCAGCACUAUUCUGGGUACCGCCGGCAUAGUCGCCUUUGUCCACUGGGCCCAGACCGCCGAACAAGCUGCCAUGCAUGCCGGUGUCGUUCGAGAUAUGGAACAACAGCGCAUAAAGAGAGAGAGACAGGCCGACUUUGACAUGCAGAGACAGCUGGAGGAGGAAUAUAAGAAAGUGCAGACUGACCUCCGACGCAGGUUCGAAUGGCCAUCUUCGAGUAUAAAGACUUCCGAAUACGCUGAUGACGACAUCCGGGACAACUCCAAUUUGAAGGAGGAAUCGCGGAAGAGACCACCACCUACGGUCGUGUACGGCCGCAAAGCCGUUUCCUUCCUACAGGGUACAGUGCUCUAUAAGCCACAUUCUGAGCAUGGCAGUGGCUCCGGGUCACGUUUUUCCGGGUAUGAGAAAGGAGGUGGAGUGAUGCGCUUAUGA
Messenger RNA from Fonsecaea monophora, 462 nucleotides. RefSeq lists its product as hypothetical. The transcript has 4 exons. Bases 1 to 462 code for a protein of 153 amino acids. Gene Ontology annotation, cellular component: mitochondrion. Lineage: Eukaryota; Fungi; Ascomycota; Eurotiomycetes; Chaetothyriales; Herpotrichiellaceae. The record is from RefSeq and is a predicted model, not a curated record. Gene Ontology annotation, biological process: mitochondrial respiratory chain complex IV assembly.